This is a messenger RNA of Gadus chalcogrammus (walleye pollock), 5096 nucleotides long. RefSeq names its product protein Shroom2-like. The record is from RefSeq and is a predicted model, not a curated record. Lineage: Eukaryota; Metazoa; Chordata; Actinopteri; Gadiformes; Gadidae. The transcript has 11 exons. Gene Ontology annotation, molecular function: actin filament binding. Gene Ontology annotation, biological process: actin filament organization. Gene Ontology annotation, cellular component: apical junction complex; apical plasma membrane; adherens junction. The coding region runs from base 844 to 4680 and encodes 1278 amino acids.
ACAAAAGAUCUAGCAUGCAGAGGCUGAAAGUUGCGUACAAUGAUGCUAUCCUUUUAAAAAAAAUACCCAGAGAGGGCAGUGCCAGUCAGAUGUUGGUCCCUGCAGCAGGAGUGAGCACAUUCCAUGCACUUUUAAGAAUCAUGAAACGAUUGGAGGAAUCUCGGAACAGUAUCGUUGUGGUACUUGUAAAUCCCACUCUGAGCUGUGCUCGCUAUUCCUCCAGCAUGAGGCUGAAAUGUUUGUAACUGACUUUUUAUAUUUUUGUAUUGUAUUUGUCUUGGGCUAUUUAUGGACCGGAGUCUGAAAUAAAGUUUUCAUAUCAUAUAUCAUAUAAUCUAUCUCCUGAUAUCGAAAGUAUAAUUAAAUAUACAUAACUACUAUACAUCAUUAAUAUAUAAAAAUGACACAUGCGCGUUGGGGUCUUGCGUCCACCAGGGGGCGCCGCUGCACCAUAUCUCCACCACAUGGGAGUCAUCACCCGGAGGACUGAUGAUGUCUGGGUGUCGUGUUGUCGGGUAGAGAGGCUCUGCAGGACGGGCAGGAGAGCCGGUGACUGUCGGGUGGUUCUUUUUCUUUUAGCAAACAAAGUUCUGGAAAUAACCGUGAGGAUGGAGGAACCGAGAACGGAAUAAGACCCGGUUCACCUGAAGAACGGAAUAUGACCCGGUUCACCUGUGGAGCGGAAUAAGACUGGUUAUUCUGCGGAGCGGAAUAAGACCCGGUUCAUUGUGGAGCCAGCGCAUCCAUGCGGGGGUUCUAGGAGAUUCUCUGGGGGGUCGUCGGAGCGCGGAGGGGUUGCUGCUGAACCGGACUCCGGGAGGUCGGGAUCCUAAAGACGGAGCGAUGACCUGGCUGAAGGAGGUGGACCGCUGGCCCGGGGGAACCCGGGACCCGGACCGGGACCAGGACCGGGACCAGGGGGACCCGGACCUCCAGGGAGAGCUGGUCCAGGUGGUCCUGGAGGGGGGGUCUCCGUGGGGCUUCACCCUGAAGGGAGGGCGAGAGCACCGGGAACGGCUCAUCAUCACCAAGGUGGAGGCGGGCCCCGGGGCCGGGGGCCUCCAGGUGGGGGACGAGGUGGUCCAGGUGGGGGGGGUCCCGCUGGGGGGCUGGAGGCAGGAGGCCAUCGCCAUGGUGAAGAGCGCCCAGCGCACCCUGGUGCUGGGGGUCCGACGGAGGGAUGAGGCCACCUCCCACACCCCGUCCUGGCAGACCUCCAGGCUGAGCCAGGACCCCCCCGACCCCAAAGCGCCCAGAGAGGUUCCGGGCCCCGGGGGCCCCACAAGCCAGCGCUGCCCCUCCAUGGAGAGACCUGACCGCCCUAGAGACCCCUACCAGUCCGGCCCCCCGCCCCCAAACGCCCUGGACCCCCCGCCUGGGGGGCCCCCCUCCAGGGCCCCUGACCCCGGGUGGCCCCCCUCCAGGGACUCCGGCUUCAGCUGCUUCUCGGGGUCCUCCAGCCCCCCCGAGCCCGACCACGCCUUCCCCCCGCCCCGCCGGGGCCCCGGUUCCGAGGACAUGUUCUUCAAGGGCCCGCCCAGCGAGGGGGCCCCCGGCCCGGCGGAGCGCCCCCCCUGGUACCUGCAGCCGGCCCUGGGGACCAGAGGCUGGGAGCGGCCCCGCGCCGAGGACCGGGGGCCCGUCCCGGGGGGCCGGGGGGGCGCAGGGCCCCUGUGGCAGGUCCCGGAGAGGAGCCGGCCCCGCGGCCCCCCCCUGCCGCUGGCCCCCCCGCAGCGCAACGACAGCUUCGCGGCCACCAGGGUGUUCCCCUACGUCGACGGGCCCCUCGCCCACCGGCGGGGCCCCGGCGGCCGGCCGGAGGAGGGGCCCCCCGGGGCCAAGGACCUCCUCCGCCCGGAUGUGGCCCCGGGCCCCCGUCCCGGACGCCUGCCCCCCCCAGGCCGGCUUUUCUCCAGCUCCAGCACCGACGUGCGUCAGGGGGGCCCCUCCUACGCGGCCCUACUGGCCCGGCACCACAGGGGCCACAGCGACGAGACCCCCCUGCCCCCCCGGGGCCCGGGGCCCCCCCGGGCCUCGUUGCCGCAGAGCGUGGGGAGCUACUACCGCAGCCUGCAGGACAUCCCGGCCGACGCCCGCCGGCCCCCCGGGGCCCCCGCCGCGCUCUCGGCUUUGGGGGCCUUGCUGGACCCCGUCUCGGGGAGCGGGGGCCCGGUCCGGUACGGCGGCCCCCCGGCCAGGGGGGGGGCGGUGGAAGACCCCCGGAAAGACCCCGGCUCGGCUCCGCCCCCGUCCCAGACCCCCUGCUUGGACCCCCAGGACCGCAGACCCCCCUCAGGUCAGGGGGAGGUCGGUCCCCCAAAAAACCCCGGAACCCCGGACCCCUGGGUCCCUCAGGAGGACCGCCGCAUCUCCCGGACCGGGACCCCCUUCCUGCACUCCCUGGCCCAGGAGGGCCGCGCCCUGCUACCGAGGGCCCCGCUUGUCGCCGGCUGCAAUGCCCCGCCCGCCACGGAGACGGGGAGGCCCGGGAGCCUGGUCGCCAGGCAACCGCAGGCAGCUUCCGUCGGCACCCCCUCAGGUGAACCCCGGGGCCCCCGGUUCCUCGGGGCCCCCGGCUCCGGGGCCGGUCUGGGGGCCCCUCACUCCGGGGCCGGCAAAGGGGUCCCCGGCUCCGGUCUGGGGGCCCCCGGCAUAGGGGCCGGUCUGGGGGCCCCUCCUUCCGGGGCCAAUCUGAUGGUCCCCGGCUCCGGUCUGGGGUUCCCCGGCUCCGGGACGGGGGGCCCCAGGCCGGUCCGCAGGGGGCAACGCUAUGCCACCGCCCUGAGACAGCAGGUCCAGACGAAGAGGGCCCAGCUGCUGAAGAGCCGCAGCGCCGCUCCCCUGACCUGUGAGGGGCAGGGGGGGGGGGAGGAGGAGGAGGAGGAGGGUGGGCAGGAGGGGCAGGAGGGGCAGGGGACCACCUCCGCCUGCUCCUCCUCCUACAAGGACCACCUGAAGGAGGCGCAGGCCCGCGUGCUGCAGGCCACCUCCUUCCAGAGGCGGGACCUGGGGCCGCCGGGCCCCGAUGGGAGGGCCCCCCCCCUGCCGGCCCGGGUCGGGCGCCGGAGGCGGCCCCCCCGGAGGGUGCACUCCUUCUCCGAGCCGGACAAGAUGGACCGGGUUGGCCGGGGGGAGGAGUCCCGCGGGGUGGAGGGGGGCGGGAGGAGGUCGGCCUUCGCCAGACCCCUCCUCAAGACCGGACCGCGGGGGUCCACAGCAGACCCCCGCGGUGAUCCCGGGCCGGGACUGGACCGGGGGACCUCUGCGUCCCGGGACGUGGACCCCGGGGUCCCGGACCAGCCUCUGCGGGACCGGGACCAGAGGCUCGGGACCUUCGCUGAGUACCAGGCCACCUGGACCUCCGCCAGGAGGCCGGCGGGGGUCCCGGCCAAGGGGAGGUACCGGUCCGCAGAGGACAUCCUGGAUCCCCAGCCCGACCACGCCGCCGCCGCCUGCGUCCACGAGCGGUCGCGCUCGUCGCCCUCGGCGGACCUCUGCUUGUCCACGAAGGGCUCUGGUCCCUGGGGAGACGCCGGGAACCCGGCCGGGACCACACUGCACGACGCCCCGCAAGGCAGCUGGCCCCACGGGUCUCUGGGCGCCGCCGCAGCGCUGCAGUCCUCAGAGCCAGAGGCCCCGCCCAUCCCCCUCGACCACGCCCCCAGCCCCGCCCCCUCAGAGGAGGCGGGACCCUGUGAGGGCAGCCCCCCCACCAGGACGGCCCCCGUGAGGAUCGUCCAAUCAGAGUGCUCGGAGCGGGAGGAGGAGGAGGCCCAGCGGGAGCGGCUGUGCCAGGCCAUCGGGGUUCGGGACCGGGCCCUGGCUGAGGUCCUGGACCGGCGCGGGAUGCGGACCACCAUGGACCUGAUGGAGGGGUUGUUCCCCCAGGAGGGGCCCCCCAGGGACCAGCGCCGCAGGGGCCCCGUGGGGCCCCGGCCGGCCGCCGAGGACCCCCCCGGGCCCCUGGUCCCCAGCUCCUCCUACUACAGCACCUCGGCCCCCAAGGCAGAACUCCUCAUCAGGAUGAAGGACCUACUCCUGGAGGAGGAGCCGGAGGAGCAGGGGGAGGAGCCGGACCAGCAGGACCUGGUCCUCAAGAAGAGGGCGCUGAUCCUCAGCCUGGCCCAGAAGCUGUCGGUGCUGCGGGAGGCGCGUCUGGGCCUCCAGGAGGAGCUGCAGCAGAACGAGGCCCUGGGUCGGGAGGUGGAGGCGGGGGUCCAGCGGCUCUGCCCCCCCCACCAGCUCGACAAGUUCCGCAUGUUCGUGGGCGACCUGGACAAGGUGGUCAGCCUGCUGCUGUCGCUGGCCGGCCGGCUGGCCCGCACCGAGAUCGCCCUGGGGGCCGCCGGGGAGGGAGCCCCCGACACGGGGGAGAGGAGGACCCUGGAGGAGAAGCGUCUGCUGCUCCUCCGUCAGCACGCCGACGCCCUGGAGCUGAAGGCCAACCUGGACCGGCGGGAGUGCGUGGUGAGCCGGGUGAUGGAGGCCCGGCUGGACCCCGGGGCCCUUGAGGACUACCGGCACCACGUCCGCAUGAAGGGGGCCCUCGCCACCGAGCGGCGCCUGCUGGACGACCGGCUGAAGCUGGGCGCAGAGCAGCUGGCCUGCCUCAUGGACAGCCUGCCCCCCGACCAGAGGCCCCUCCUGGGGGCCCUAGACCCGGGGCCCCGCUGGGUCUAGGAACAGGACCGGGACCGGGACCCAGCAGCUGGCCUGCCUCAUGGACAGAGGGGCCCCACGCCUGGGGCCCCUGUGUGUGUGUGUGUGUGUGUGUGUGUGUGUGUGUGUGUGUGUGUGUGUGUGUGUGUGUGUGUGUGUGUGUGUGUGUGUGUGUGUGUGGGUGGUAAUUUAUUGUAGCCUACAGAUUGUUUUUGUUUUGCUGACGAAGAACGACUUUAGGAGAUUAUUAUUAUUCCAAUAGUAUUAUUGAUUACCUAGAAGUUUUCCUGCUGUUAAAGUAUUAUCCUUUCUACAUUGAGAACGAUAACUAUAUAUAUCUAUGUAUUUAUUUAUUUAUAUCUAUAAAUGAUUCCGUAAUUAUAUCCUCCUAUUGUUGAUGCAGACUUUUUGUUUUAAUUUUUAAUAAUAAAACCAGU